Fusarium odoratissimum NRRL 54006 is the source of this 4394-nucleotide messenger RNA. RefSeq names its product dolichyl-phosphate-mannose-protein mannosyltransferase. Gene Ontology annotation, molecular function: dolichyl-phosphate-mannose-protein mannosyltransferase activity. NCBI's taxonomy places the organism in Eukaryota, Fungi, Ascomycota, Sordariomycetes, Hypocreales, Nectriaceae. The transcript has 5 exons. Gene Ontology annotation, biological process: protein O-linked glycosylation via mannose. Gene Ontology annotation, cellular component: membrane; endoplasmic reticulum. Bases 398 to 2620 code for a protein of 740 amino acids. The record is from RefSeq and is a predicted model, not a curated record.
UUCAGGGGACAGAAGAGAUUCAGCCUGCGCCGGGACUGUCGUGUAAUAUUCUUAGAACCACCACAAGCCGGGCCAGUUCAGUUUCGUUUCUUUGGACUCGGGCAUCUCCAGUUCUUUUUUUAUCUCUUUUUCCUCUCCUGGUUCUUCUUCUUUUUUCCCUUCUGACCCGCGUUCUCUUCUAUGAUCACAGGAUUUUAGAAACAGCUCCUUCGUUGAAGCUGGUGUUCCUCCCUUCCAGAUUCCCUUGAGUCUCGACAGCUCGUCCAAUCUUUUUUCCUCUUCUCCCUCCUGUCAAGCUUACUUCGCCAACAUCAACCCCCUUUGGCCCCCAUCAAACAUCCAUUCUACAAACAUCGCGACUUCUCCUUCGAAUCGAUAUCUAUACGAUUGAAUAAUCAUGGCUGCCGACAAGGCUGCCGUCGCCUCAGGCGCUGACCUGGGCGAUGGUCUUAGGCAGCGUCCUGUCGCUGGACAAGCUAACCUGCAACCCCCGACUCCUCAGCCUGAGGACAACAAGAAGCUUGUCAAGAAGGAGUCCUCAUUGCUCCAAACACUCGACCAGUGGGAGGUUGUCAUUGCCCCGCUGAUCUUUACUCUCCUGGCUAUCUUCACUCGACUUUACAAGAUUGGUAUCAGCAAUAUCGUUACUUGGGAUGAAGCUCACUUCGGCAAGUUCGGUUCCUACUAUAUCAAGCAUGAAUACUACUUCGAUGUCCACCCCCCUCUCGGCAAGAUGCUCGUCGGUCUCUCUGGAGUCCUGGCUGGCUACAACGGAACAUUCGAGUUCAAGUCUGGCGAAAAGUACCCCGAGGAAGUCAAUUACACCAUCAUGCGUAUCUUCAAUGCGGCUUUCGGUAUCUUCUGCAUUCCUCUUGCUUACUACACUGCUCGUGAGCUGAAGCUUCGACGUCCUGCUGUGUGGCUCGUUACUCUGAUGGUUCUUUGCGAGAACUCUUACACCACUAUCAGCCGUUUCAUCUUGCUCGACUCUAUGCUGCUAUGCGGUACCGUCGCCACCGUUUUCUGCUGGUCCAAGUUCCACAACCAGCGACACAACAGCUUCGAGCCUGAGUGGUUCUUCUGGCUGUUCUUGACUGGUCUCAGCAUUGGCUGUGUCUGCAGUGUUAAGCUUGUUGGUCUUUUCGUUACUGCUCUCGUCGGCCUCUACACCGUUGAGGAUCUCUGGCGAAAGUUCGGUGACACCAAGAUGCCUGUUACCACUCUUGGUGCCCACGUCAUCACCCGUGUUGUUGGUCUCAUCGUCAUCCCUUUCUUGAUCUACCUCCUCUCUUUCGCCCUGCACUUCGCGAUUCUCGAUCGCUCCGGCCCUGGUGAUGCUCAGAUGAGCUCUCUCUUCCAGGCUAACCUCAAGGGUACUCAGGUUGGAAAGGACAGCCCUCUCGAGAUUGCAAUCGGUUCUCGCGCCACUAUCAAGAACAUGGGUUAUGGUGGUGGUCUUCUUCACUCUCACGUUCAGACGUACCCUGAGGGUUCCAAGCAGCAGCAGGUUACUUGCUACCACCACAAGGACACCAACAACGACUGGUUCUUCUACCCCAACCGCCGAGAGGAGGACUACAACCCUGAGGGUGAUCUCCGAUUCAUUGGUGACAACUCCGUCAUUCGACUUAUCCACGCUCAGACUGGCCGCAACCUGCACUCUCACGAUAUCGCUGCCCCUGUCACCCGAGGCCACAAGGAAGUUUCCAGCUACGGUAACUUGACUGUUGGUGACGACAAGGACCACUGGAAGGUUGAGGUUGUUCGUGAUUCUGCUUCUCGCGACCGUAGCAAGAUCAGGACUCUUACCACUGCUUUCCGUCUCAAGCACGAGGUCCUUGGCUGCUACCUCCGAGCUGGCAACGUCAACCUUCCUCAGUGGGGUUUCAAGCAGAUUGAGGUUACUUGCACCAAGGAGAACAACCCCCGUGACACUUACACCCACUGGAACGUUGAGGCUCACUGGAACGACAAGCUCCCUCCCGCCGAGGCUGGUGUUUACAAGUCCCCAUUCUUCCAUGACUUCGUCCACCUGAACGUCGCUAUGAUGACCUCCAACAACGCUCUGGUCCCCGACCCUGACAAGCAAGAUGACCUUGCCUCCAAGUGGUGGCAGUGGCCUUUCCUUCACGUCGGUCUCCGUAUGUGCGGUUGGGGUGAUGAUAUCGUCAAGUACUUCCUCCUUGGUAACCCUCUCAUCUACUGGGGUUCUACUGCUUCUCUUGGAAUUGCUGGCCUUGUCAUUGUCUGGUACAUCCUUCGAUGGCAACGAGGUGUCAACGAUCUCAGCGAGAACGAGAUUGACCACAUUCACUAUGCGGCACUGUACCCUCUUGCCGGCUGGUUCCUCCACUAUCUUCCUUUUGUUAUCAUGGCCCGUGUUACUUACGUGCAUCACUACUACCCGGCUCUCUACUUUGCCAUUCUCAACUUUGGCUUCCUUGUUGACUGGUUCACUCGCAACCGCAACAAGACCAUCCAGACCAUCGUGUAUGGCAUUCUCUACACCGUCAUUAUCGGUCUUUACAUUUACUUCAUCCCCAUUUGCUGGGGCAUGACUGGCAACCACAAGCAGUACAAGUACAUGAAGUGGUUCGACAACUGGCGAGUCACUGACUAAGGGAUUGAUCAACGUUUUGAGCAAUCUCUCUUCUCUCGAUUACACAGUGAUCUAGACGAGCUGUCUCAUGCACCGCCAUGCAGACGUGUUUGUGUUAUUCGAUUUCGAAAACGUGCUGCAAGGAUAUAGAAUUGGGGAAUCCAUGUAAAAGACGGGUCGCGGGAUUUGUUGGGAAAUCAAAGCAAGGGACGAAGGAAGAAAAGACGAAGCAGGAUCAACAAAACGAGGCAGUUAUGGAUGGAUCUUGUUUCGGUAAUGCUAUGAUAUUGUCAUUUCUGUUGCGUCCUUAAUAAAGGUGGCCUCGGUAAGGCCAGCAAUGUAUUAUGCAUUAUUGUGUACAAUUCAUAUUGAGCUUUUCAUACACUUGUUCGAUGAUGACGACGUUUGCUGGCUGACUGGGUAUCAUGAUGCGUCGUGUGUCUGUAGAUCAUUUGUGCCCUCCUCUUCGUAUUGUCCUGGGUUAUCCUCUAGCAACAGCCACCUCCUGCUGACUUGUUGGCAUCUCCAGAUAGCUUGACUUGGCGGUUUCCACCAGCCCCUGCACCCUUGACCCCAGAUCUUCUAUCAUUGAGAUCAUACUUGCCCGCCUGGAUGUUGUUGUAUAUCCUCUCUGCUACCCGCAUGAAAGCCUUUUCCACAUUCUCGCCACUCUUUGCGCUUGUCUCGACGUAUUCCAUAACCCCGUUACGCUUGGCCCACUCCUCUGCCUCCUCGCGUGUGACCUCACGCUUGUUGUCCUCCUGUUGUGUCAGAUCUGCCUUGUUACCAACCAGGAUGACCACAAUAUCAGGCUCGGCGAUCUGUCGUAGAUCGUUGAGCCAGUCUGUAACAUGCUGGAAGGUUUGCUUUCGAGACAGGUCAAAGACUAACAAGGCACCGCUUGCGCCUCGGAAGUAAGAUCGAGUGACAGACUUGUAUGUCUCCUGGCCAGCUGUGUCCCAAAGACUAAGCUUCAUAUGCUUCUGGGGUGUGUUGGAGUCAUCCCGAGGAGGUUCAGGGAGACCGUCGGCUUCUUGGUCUUUGCUAUCGGGGUCUGAAGAGUUGGCGGCGCCGAUUUUUGAGUGGGGAGGACCGACAGGGACGAUACGGGAGCCGAAUUCAACGCCAAUGGUGACGUCGUGAUGAGGCGAAAAGCGUCCUUCGCAGAGACGAAUGGUAAGACUGGACUUGCCGCAUCCUGAGUCGCCGAUGCAGACGAGCUUGGCGAUGUAAUCCCACGGUGUGGUCGACAUGGGAAGAGACUGAGAAGGCUGAUGAGAAUUGAAGUAGAGAGGUUCGUUGGGGAAGAGCUGAUCGAUAGGCUUGGUUUCCUCGAGCUAAAGAGGAUGGAGUUAAGCACGUGCAAGCUGUCCUUUGCGGUGGUGCGACGUCAAAACCGAGGUACAGAGUAAGAUAAGAGAGGUAUCUGAUUUGGUGAUGCUGGUGUUUCGUGAACGUGACUUGGUAAUGAGAAUGGAUGGGUUGUAAGUGGUAGAAAUUUAGGGUUGGAGGAAGCUGGGUGGUUUAUCUGAGGGAGCUAGAGGUGGCUCCGGUCGGGCUAGAUUUAGACUCAGAGAUGGCGAUAGUGACGAUAAGAUCAAAAUAGUGUAAAUGAGCCAAAUAUUGUGUUUUUACAGAUCAUAAUUAGUAGAAAUACCAGAAAAUAUGGCACGCCAUGGGGAGGAAACUGGAGAGAGCACAAGUCAGAUGUUGGGGCCUGUGGCUAUGGUUUGAGAUGCUGAGCUGUCACGAGUUACAGCAUUGUACGACACAAGCAGGCAAGCUAACUCCCUGG